AAGUACGUGCAUGUGACGUCACCUGCAGCAGAAAUAGCGUAGCAGUAGGAAGAGUGAGUCAGUGCUGCAGCGCAGCUUACGAGAGAGGUUCAGCGCGCUGUAACGGCGAUCUUCAGCUACGAUGACCGGAAGCUUCUUCCGAGUAGUUACUCUGUUGUUGGUGUUGGCACUAGAAACCUUUGGCUCGAAGAUACUGGUGGUGGUCCCAACGCCAUCUCACAGUCAUCAGACGCAGUUCCGCAUAUUAACGAAUGCUUUACUUGCAAAGGGCCACGAGGUCACUUUAUUUACUGCAAGACCUCUAAAGACUUCCCAGCAAAACCUAACAGAGGUUGACAUAUCUCAAACCACCAAACUGAAAAACGACUUUGUUGGUUUGGCUGACAAAUCACCUGAGGAAACUCUUCCAGAUCUCAGAGAUGUGGGAUAUGAGAGGGCUCACUUUCAACUCAAUGAGCCAGCUGUACAAGAUUUCAUCAGGUGCCAAUACUGCAAGUCUUCCUAAAGUAAAUGACUUCCAGAAGCACGACUCCAUCCUCCGAAAGGACUUCCGGAGAAACCACACGUUCGACCUGGUGAUCUUCGAGCGGAUGCCCUACCAAGCCUACUACGGACUGUUCCACAGGGUCGGAUCACCUCCUCUGGUCGGCUUUGUCACAUUCUCUGCUCUUGCACCCACGUACCAUACCUUGGGAAAUGCCAUGAACCCGGCUUACCUGCCCGAGGUCUGGGUUGGUCUCUCUGAUCACAUGACCUUCUGGCAGCGCUUGUACAACACCUACUUCUACCUGAGGUUAUACCACACUUGGUUCUACCAAGUGCUCCCGGAACAGGAGUCUAUCAUGAGAGAAGUCUUCGGAAAUGAACCACCUUCGAUUUACGAAACUGAGCGCAACUACAGUUUGCUCAUAGUCGGCAACCAUUUCUCCCUGGAGUACCCCCGACAGCAGCUGCCGGACGUUAUAGAGAUUACUGGCAUCCACGUAUCGACCAAGAUCGAGAAGUUACCAAAAAAUAUCCAAGAUUUCUUAGACGGAGCGGAGCAUGGCGUCGUCUACUGCAGCCUUGGUUCCAACGUACGAAGCAAGGAUCUUCCGUUGGAGAAGAUACAGGCCCUCGUGGAGGCGUUUAGAGAGCUACCGCAGCGCGUCGUCUGGAAGUGGGAGAACGACUCCCUGCCUUCACAGCCGGAGAACGUGAUGGUCAGCAAGUGGCUGCCGCAGCAGUCCAUACUGGAUCACCCGAAAGUCCGCCUCUUCAUAUCGCAGGGAGGUCUCCAGAGUAUGAAUGAGGCGACGUACCACGCGGUUCCACUGCUGGUCAUUCCCUUCUUCGGUGAUCAGCCACACACCGCGGCCAAGGUCGCCCAGGCGGAGAUCGGCGUCAGAUUACAGUUCAGGGACCUCACCAAGGACUCCCUGAUACGUUCUAUACGUACCGUCCUGGGGAAUACAAAAUACGCAGACAACAUGAAGCGACUGUCGGCCGUGUUUCGCGAGCACAGGGCGGACUCUCUGGAGCGUGCCGUGUGGUGGGUGGAGUACGUGAUCCGCCACAGGGGGGCCCCACACCUGCGCAGCGCCGCCCUCGACCUGCACUGGUGGCAGCUGCUGCUGCUCGACGUCGUCGCCUUCCUGCUGGUGGUCGCUGCCCUCACACUCUGCCUCGUCUACUUCGUCACGCGGCGGGCAGUCUCCUUCUUCAAAGGCAGCAAGCAGAAGCAGAAGAAGCAGUGACGCACCCAUGAACUAUUCUAGACUCUUUUCCACCAACACUAUACGUUGAGAAGCAUUUACAGACUAGCGUCUCUCUGAAAAGUUUUUCUGUGAAAUAACACCAGAGUUCAUAUCACAUUAUGUGCAGAGUGAAUCUGAUCAAAUGUCGUACGUUCUUCGAGGAUAUCUUCCCAGUAGUUUGAUACUGGAGAUCCUGGUAUCAGUGACUCGUUGCAGACUAGCUGCACUUCGUACGAUACAUAACCCCAUUUUUACUUGUAUAUGAAUUGCACUGAAAAUAUCGGCACACAUUGCAGUUGUAGACAGUAUUCACUGUUCGUCCUGUUAGGAAGUAAACUAGGUUCCAUUCACUUGCUCCUGAUAGCAGUAACGCCCACUUUACUCUUUUUCCUCAACCUUGCAUUCAGUACUGCUCGGUUCGGUCUCUGGUUUGUUUCUCCGGCGGCACUAGUUGUACGUUUUGGUACACAGCAGUGUGGAUAGGUUUAUAGCGACGAGUUGGUCGAUCUACAUAGCGUGCUCGGAUUCCCUGAAUGCAGUGCAACACCGCCAUGACGACUCUAUGCUGUCGCAGGAACAGCACCCGCGGUACUUUCGCAUCUGUACAUAGGCAACGUAACAAAGUGGGUAGUUCUGUAUUAAAAUAGACGAUAUUUAAGUAUUUUCCACUACUGUGACAUUUUCACAAAAAAAGGCAACUGGCAUAACAAACCGAAUAUAGUAUUAUAUUAUACUGUAUUAUUAUUAUAUGUAUUAUAAUUAGAUUUUCAAGUUGAAACAGAACCACCAGAGUAGGGCGAAACUGGACGCAGCAUUAUGAUUUGAAAUCUCAAGUUAAAUUGUAUAAUCUCUAAUACUAAAUUUGUAUUGUAGCUCUGGAUGCAUUUGCUUGAGUUACUUAGAUUUUACGUGCUAAAUAAAUGCGUAGUAAGAAUACGGA
This is a messenger RNA of Schistocerca americana (American grasshopper), 2676 nucleotides long. RefSeq names its product UDP-glucosyltransferase 2-like. Gene Ontology annotation, molecular function: UDP-glycosyltransferase activity. The transcript has 8 exons. The record is from RefSeq and is a predicted model, not a curated record. Bases 420 to 1736 code for a protein of 438 amino acids. Lineage: Eukaryota; Metazoa; Arthropoda; Insecta; Orthoptera; Acrididae.